This is a messenger RNA of Aureobasidium uvarum, 849 nucleotides long. NCBI's taxonomy places the organism in Eukaryota, Fungi, Ascomycota, Dothideomycetes, Dothideales, Saccotheciaceae. The record is from the annotation of a GenBank genome assembly.
AUGGCCAACGGGAUACAGAAGCCGAAACCGCAACAGCUCAAAUUCACGACCUCGGCUCUUCUUACGUUGGAGCAACAAAACAAAGAAAAAGCCAUCGACCACUGUGCCAUGCUUACUCCGACAAGAUAUUCAGAACGAGAGAAACGAUACCCAACCAAAUUAUCAAGACACUUUGCAUCGCGUCAUCAAAAGCGUCAGAGACGGGGACCGAAACCAUCCUUGAACAAGCAAGGUUUCUUGAUGCCAGCCUGUGUCGCGGGCCUUGUCUUCACCAUUCUCCAGAAUCCGGCAUACAUCCGUUCUCGCCACAGCACACCUGAGCAAGAAUGCCAUGCCCUACCCAUCUACGCUCUGAUCGGCAAAACCGGCGUAGGCAAAAGCAGCUUCAUAAAGGCACUGGGAGGAAACAACAGCCACGGCCAUGAAGCCAUAGUAUGCCACAGCAUGGAAUCAUGUUUUGACGACAAUCGCCCAAACAUGAGUGACGAGAAAAUCAUGCGUCAGCUAUUCUUCAAAUUCUCGGAUNUCGAUGGCACGAACUUGAUCAAGGAAUUGGUGUACAUGCACGACAUCAGCCAAACACGUUUGGGUGGCCUAGAGUCGCGGCAUGUCCAACUAUUCGAAAAGCUGUGCGGACACGAGAACUAUGAACAGGUUGUGCUGGCAACGACAAAAUGGCUUCGCUUACCCACGUGGGACGGAGAGCAGCGUGAAAUGCAACGUGAGAGCGAGUUGCGCAACAAGUACUGGAAGAAUAUGACGGAUCUCGGGACGCACGUCGAGCGCUGUGACGGUAUGGAAGCCGGCGCUCGCUGCGUGCUGAGUAUCCUUGAGAAUCGACCUAAAUUG